AUGGAUAGCGUGGACGACGAAGCACGGAAGGCUCUUCAUUCACUACUUAAUCGAAAGGAUCUCAAAAGCACACAUAUCACCGUGGUGGAAGUAUCAGCACUGAUGAACGUGAAUGUGGACGAGUUGUUUGUGGCGACAGCAUGUGCAGCGCUGCGUAGCAAGCUGCGGUUGAAAAUUCUGUCGUUUUCCGAUGCCCUGAAGAUCGUCACCGAACGGAAUAGGGAUGUUAGUAGGCUCAAUUAUUUUCCUCUUCGUUCCUUGCCGUCAUUCUGCCUCUCUUCUUCUUUUGUCCUCACUAUUGCCUCCGACACUUGUUUCUCACUAGUUAUCGGGAUUUUCAGACUCCGCGCUCUGUUACCGAACCUGCCACGGGUAUUCGCCACCCUUCUCGAUAAGUCUGAUGUGGCUCAUUUGAGUUGGACGGCGGCAAAUCACCUGAUCCAUUCUCAUCCCUUGUUUGACGAAUUCUUUCAGCCACUUGGACAACUUGGCAAACAGCUUGACCCGCUUCCAUCGGACUACGAGAGGCGAAUGUCACAAUCCACAGUUAUUGACCAUCGAAUACCGGCAGAAAUUCUCCUCCGCCACGAAGCGCGUCUGGCAUUUGAGGGAUACAAGCAACCCUGGAGACUGAGCAACGCAAAGAAACGCUGGAGGGGAGUUCGAAUGUUUGCUGUCUCUGACAAUACACAGGUACACUGGCAAGCCAUCUCAGAGAUGUCAGCAUAUUUUCUGCAGGUGAGCUGGGGAGAAAUAGGGCCGAGAUCGAGUUUCGUGAAUGUCUUCUGGAGAAUAUCGAACUGUUCGUCGACGUUGUUCGAUCAUAUCGGAGCUGACUUCGACAACGAGGUGUUCCCGAUUUCGGAACGAGAAAUGCUGCGAAUAAAGGAAUUUCUUCAGGAUGAUUUUAGGUACCGACAGCUGUCGCGAUUGUUCGAACAUCGCGAUUCCCUCGUGCGCAGAUUCAUCAUGUUCCUCGCUCGGCCGACGGUCAACGAAUGUCCGUCGUUCAAUGGAUGCGCUCAGCUGGCCGUUCACGACGCCAUCGCUGUCUUUUUUCAAAAGUAUGCGAGGCUCUUCUUACUCGAUGUUUCUUGGACUAUGCCCGGCAAUCCACAAAACAAGGCUGUCUCGGGUCAAGUACAGGCACCGAUAGGAUCCACUGUUGAACCGCUGCCGCCUGUGUAUGUGCUGGUCUGUGAUCCUGCUCAUUACGAUCUGUUACCGUAUCUGCACCAACAGAAAGUGAGGCGCUUUACGAAGCUAUACCGUGAUCCGAAUCAAAUUGGAGCUAGUAUCAUUCCGAUAGAUGUUCACUGGAAUGCACAACGAUUUGCUGUCGAUCUGCAUCUUGGAGCCUAUCAUUCUUGGCUCACGCCAAAACAGCCAGCUCCACCCACGGGCACAUUGUUGUUCUAUUCUGCGCGAAGGGCCGCUUCCUUUGCUCAUGCUCGUGCUGCUGUUUCACGAGUUCUCGAUGACGGAUGUCGCACACUCACCGGGAAAGCGAUUCUUUUGGUUGCGGUUGCUGAGUUGCAGGAUUACUUCAGCGAUGAGGUUGGCGGCUCAUAUCCAUUGUCCUUACUUUUGUCGUUU
Molecule: messenger RNA, 1596 nt
Organism: Ostertagia ostertagi
Lineage: Eukaryota; Metazoa; Nematoda; Chromadorea; Rhabditida; Trichostrongylidae
Source: the annotation of a GenBank genome assembly